AUGCGGGCUACACGCGCAGUUGCAUUGUCGUCUCUGUCGUCACUGGCGUCGCUGUUUGUCGUCAUCUGCCUGCGCUUUAGCCUGGCCAGCUCCAAUUACAAUUCGGUAUAUAACGAUGCGAUAACGCCCGAGCUAAAGCAGGCCAUUAGCAAGGACUUGCCUAAGCAGGCCAAAUUCUUCGACGAACUAGACUUGAUCCCACAAUCGUGCCGCUUUCGUGGCCACAAAUUCGAGUGCGGGCUGUCCAUCUCCUGCGUCUUGGGCGGCGGCAAGCCGCUUGAUCUCUGCUCCGGCGGCAUGAUUUGGUCAUGCUGCGUGGACAAAGACCUCGACGCAGAGGACAAUGCAGGGCAUGCGGCGCCGGUGAACAAUACAAGUGACAUAAUACACUUGCAUGACAUUUAUCCCGACUUGGCGCCGAAUGCCAACAAGCAUCAUCAUCAUCAUCAUCAACAACAACAUCAGCAAUCGCAGCAGCAACAGCACAUCGGUCUGUCGGCAGCAUCGUCCGUGUCCUCUUCUGCUCGGCCAGCGCCCUCGCACUACAACAAUCAUGCCUACACACAUGGCUCGUCACUAUACACCACGAAGCGACCCCAUUAUAGUGGAACCGGAAAUCCCUACAAGCCCAUUCCAUCUGCGCACAGACCUCCAUCGUCGAGUCUGAAUAGCUGGGAGCAUGAUUCGAAUCAUUUGGGCUUGGGUGGUAUUAAUGGCAUAACGAAUCAUGUGGAUGGUUUCUUCGAUGUCGAUGGGCCAGCCGAGAACGGUCUACCACCUCCAGCACCACCGUCAUCUGCUCACGAUGCACCACAGCCCUUCGCCGUGGGCAAUGUGCUCGAUUUAAAUGCGGGCGAGGCAGCCGAUGAGUACACGAGCAGCGCCUAUCGUCCAGUCCCGGGCUGCGGCGAGGUCUUUGCGCGUUCCAAUCGCAUCGUGGGCGGUCACUCAACGGGCUUUGGCUCACAUCCCUGGCAGGUGGCGCUCAUUAAGAGUGGAUUUCUCACGCGCAAGCUGAGCUGCGGUGGUGCACUGAUAUCCAAUCGCUGGGUGGUUACAGCGGCCCAUUGCGUAGCCACCACCACAAAUUCCAACAUGAAGAUACGUUUGGGAGAGUGGGAUGUGCGCGGUCAAGAGGAGCGUCUGAAUCACGAGGAGUACGGCAUUGAGCGCAAGGAGGUGCAUCCACACUAUAAUCCAGCAGAUUUCAAGAACGAUGUGGCGCUCAUACGCUUGGAUCGCAAUGUGGUGUACAAGCAGCAUAUCAUACCCGUCUGCCUGCCCCCACCAAGCACAAAGUUAACUGGAAAAAUGGCAACAGUAGCGGGCUGGGGACGCACGCGGCAUGGCCAGAGCACAGUUCCUUCGGUGUUGCAGGAAGUCGAUGUUGAGGUCAUAUCGAAUGAUCGGUGCCAGCGCUGGUUUCGUGCAGCCGGCAGACGAGAGGCGAUCCAUGAUGUCUUCCUCUGCGCUGGCUAUAAGGAGGGUGGACGUGAUUCCUGUCAAGGGGAUUCAGGCGGCCCUCUCACGUUGACGCUGGAGGGGCGAAAAACGCUGAUCGGCCUUGUCUCCUGGGGUAUUGGAUGCGGGCGCGAGCACUUGCCCGGCGUCUACACGAAUAUUCAGCGCUUCGUGCCUUGGAUCAACAAGGUCAUGGCCAAUGACAACAAUACGUAG
Messenger RNA from Scaptodrosophila lebanonensis, 1677 nucleotides. RefSeq names its product serine proteinase stubble. Lineage: Eukaryota; Metazoa; Arthropoda; Insecta; Diptera; Drosophilidae. Gene Ontology annotation, biological process: proteolysis. Gene Ontology annotation, molecular function: serine-type endopeptidase activity. The record is from RefSeq and is a predicted model, not a curated record. The coding region runs from base 1 to 1677 and encodes 558 amino acids. The transcript is spliced from 5 exons.